ACCAGUAUUCACAUGACUAUGUGGCUCACUAUGUGGGAACUUGGCAUAAUUUUGUUAAUUUUUGCUCUAAACCACAACAUUCAGGCCCAAACAACAAAAUCAGCGGCCUGCAGUCUAACGUCAGAUGCAGGGACGGGAUCUGAGGCCGAGGUUAGGGUUUUUAUGUUCUACGAUGCAGAAAAAGACAACUGUUUUCCGUUCCGAUACUCUGGGAGUGGUGGAAAUGCAAACCGUUUCAUAACAGAGAGGCAGUGCAUGAGAAACUGUUCACACAGAGCUGAUGAACUCUUUCCUAGGGACGAAAGUCAAGCUUGCCAUCUUCCAAAACAGCCAGGGGAAUGUUUCGGUCACUAUCUCCGUUAUUACUACAGUCCUGAACAUCACACAUGCAAGUCUUUCUACUGGACCGGCUGUGUGGGCAAUGGAAACCGAUUCCUCACACUGAACUGGUGCAAUGCUACAUGUUACAAUGCAGCAGAUGAAGGCCUUGAAGACUAUUCUGGUGAAUCAGAUGUACCAGUCGGAAUUAUCUUGGGCGUUGUGUUUGGUCUUAUUGGUGCCGUUAUUCUCAUUGUGGUGAUUGUCUUUGCUGUCAAGAAUAAGCCUAGCUCGAAGAAACGUGGGAAAAAAGAUGGAAAGUCUGCCGAGAAACCACUGAAAGAGCAGUCCAUUGAGAUGGGAGGAGGAGAAGCACAGCCAGCCACUCUCGAAGUCUCUACAAUCCAAUCCUAAAUUUUAAACCACAAAUGUACAUUGAAACUUUUGGCCAAAUAUUGUUUGCAUUUUUUUUUUUAAAGAUGUACAGGUAAAAAUAUUUGACUGUAAUAAAAAGGUACAUACAUAAUAUUCCUGUUGCUUAUUUACUUGUACUUCAUACUUGUGUCUAUAUAUUUGAAAGUCCAUUUCUAAUUUGCAUUGUUUUAUAUGUCCGCUAAACUGGUCAUAUCACAAUAAACAUAUAAAGUAGAAAUGUGUGUAUGGUCUUACAUGCCUUGAAGGGUGGCACUGUUUGCCUGUCAGUGCUUGGAAAAUGAAUCAUGGGCCAUGUAACUGUAUGUAUAAUUUCAUUGCGACACAACAUCAGUGCAUGAUGAUAAAGCAGAGGUUUUCAAAGAAAAUAAUAGCAUAAAAUUGUGAAAAUAAUAAGUCGAUUAACAGAAUUAAUGUUAUUAUAUUGCUAGUCGUAGUUUUAUGUUUCUCUAUAAAAUGGAUAAAUAAUUGCAAUAAUAAACAUAAAAGUGAACAUUUACAGAACUGAUUAUGCUGUUGUUAGUCAUAGUUUUAGUGUUUCGCUUCAGAAAUAAAAUAAUGAAAAAUUAAAUAAAAAAAUAAGCUGAAUAAUUGUUAUAUCAUGUAUUUUAUUUAAAUAUUUUUUUUCUACUGAAUAAAUAAAUACAAGUUAAUAUUUACAGAGCAUAUUUUGUUAUUAUAUUGUAGGGCUGUCGCGAUUCGUCGAUUAUAUUCGACUAUUAAAUUUUAAAAAUCCUCGACUGCAUUUUGCUCGCGUCGACUAAAAUACCGGAAGUGGUAGACAUAUUUCUAAUAAUAUACGUCUUGUAUUGGAUAUGUUGGACUACUCUGAUCUUAUUGAAGAUGGUGCCAUUAUUCUGUUCCUAGACUUCUAUAAGGCAUUUGACUCUAUUGAACAUGAAUUUAUAUAUACAGCCUUAGAUAAAUUUGGAUUUGGAUUCAAAUUUAAGAAUAUGGUUAGAACUAUAUAUAAAGAUAUAAACAGUAGUAUUUCCUUUGCAGAAGGUAAGCGCUUCGUACUUAGUAGAGGUAUUCGACAGGGUCGCCCAUUUCCCCCUUUUUGUUCUUAAUUGCAGCAGAAUUGUUUAUACUGUAAAUUGUAUCAAUGUUGAGGGUAUAAGAAUAGGUGAUAAUGUUAUUUUAACAUCUCAGCUAGCAGAUGACACAUGUAUUUUUCUUAAAGAUGAAAGCCAGGUUCUGAAUUUUUGAAAGGACUGGAUCUUUUUUCAAAGGCUUCAGGCCUCCUAAUCAACACAGACGAGAGUGAAAUACUUACUGUUCAUGACUCAAUUGACUCUCUUUUGUUCAAAUUUAUUUGGAAAAACAAGACAGAAUAUAUCAAAAGGACAACAAUGAUUAGGGACCACACUGAAGGAGGCUUUAAUGCUAUCGAUUUCACAACUCUCAACCAAGUGUUUAAAAUCAACUGGGUCAAACAAUGUUUGCUCGGAGGAAAUGCUCCCUGGUUUUUCAUUCCAAACUUAUUGUUUAACUGUUGUGCAUGGGGCUUAAAGUUUUUGCUAGGUUGUAAUUUUAAAUCUAAUAAGUUACCAAACAAGUUAUCAGAUUUUCACAAGCAAGCACUGGAUUCUUGGAAACUGGCUUUUAAGCAUAAUUUUUCACCUCACAAAUGUAUUGUGUGGAAUAAUCAAUAUAUUCUGUAUAAAAACAGGACGAUAGUUAAUAAAGAAUGUGUAGAAUUAAAUAUAUGGAAAUAAAUAUAGGAGCCUGAUAGAAAAUUUCAGAUGGCAUUUAGAGGCUUUUGCAUCUGAACUCUUCAUAUAAUCUUUAUUUGAAAAUGUAUAGACACUGAUGGGACUCUGAUUAGUUAUGAAAAAUUCUGUAAGGAAAACAGUAUUGAUAUUACUCGUAUAGAAUUUUUGAGAAUAAUUAAUGGCAUUUCGCCUAAGCUUCUACAGUUUAUUAAAUCAUCUUUUACAGUACUCUUCUGUAAAGGACGACAUUCCUCGUUUAAUGAUAGGUGGUAUUGAUUUGUUAGAUAAAAAAUGCAAUAAUAUUCAUAUCAGAAGAACAUUACUCUCCCCAAAGCACUGUCUUCAUGGAAACGGAUGUAUGCUUCUUUAUCUUUGUGUAACAUCUGUUCAUAAUAAUUUUGUGAUACCAAACGAGGUUAAAGAAAUUCAUCAUAAAAUCCUUCACAAUUUCUACCCCUGUAAGUUAUUUUUAUCUAAGUUUAUGGAUAUUCACCCAGAAUGCUCUUUUUGUGGAUCUGAAAAUGAAUUUGUUCUUUAGAUGUCCCUUCACAGUACAGGUCUCCAAACAAAAAAAUCGAGUACAUUUUUUUUAGGUGCCACAGAAUAAACGCGUUUUAUUUAUUUAUUUAUUUUUUUUACAUUUUGACAUUUCAAUCAUACAGUCAUGUGUUUGUCUACUCUUUUCUUGACUUUAUCAGCAUUUUAAUCCAUCUUGUAGAUGACCUGGGAACUAAGGUUCACUUAAAGUGGGAACUAAAUGUCUUUUCCAACUUGAAAUAUACAGUCACAAAGAAUUGUUUAUUACACAGAAUCUGUACCAAUAUCAUGGACCAUAAGAACUUUUAAGUAAUUGCAAUUUAAUAAAUUUAAGUUGGUCCAACUUAAAAUAAAAAGUGAACAACACAUUUUCAAACUGUUAUUUGUCAGUGUAACUCAGAAUUGUCAAGUUCACUUAAUGUAUUUCUUUAAUUAUGCAUUAAGUUGGCGCUUUAGGAGCAAAUAUAGCGGCUUCUCCGAGAUAGGUAUAAACGGAGGUUGGAGCCAGCUCCAAAUGGGCGGGACUUGUUAAUAUUCCCUACACCAAACUCAUAUUUAUUCAAUGACAUCAUUGCCUUUUGAAGUUUAAUCCAGCUGUAUCGAGGUUCUUGUCUUUCCAUCCUUGAAAUUAUAAUUAAGACUUCUCUUAUACCAUUUAACAUGUAUAAAAUUUACGGCCAUAAAAAGUUUUAAAUAAGUAAAUUGAGAGGUUUUUAAGGACCCACAGUAUUUAAGUUAGCCCGCUGGGCAGGGCAGGGAUACAUUUUGGUAGCCCAACUGGAAAACGCAAUAACCCCGCGAUUUUGCGAGCCCUGGGUUUCCUCAAUUUUUUUAAGAAAAGUCAACUGAUCGCUUUUUACAGUGUUAGUUUGGGCUCCUACUCAAUGCAUCCUAUAUAAAUGUUGUCAAAUCUUUCACACAUCCAGUUGGUUUUUGCAUUUUUUAUCAUGUAGACAACAGGUUAAGUAAAAAUAUUAAUAUGCAAGAGCGAAUAAAUAUAGCAAAAUGCUCCUCUUUAUAAUUAUUUUUCUAGCUGACUGAUGAGCUUAUGGAUGGCCAGUGGUUAGGUAUUGUUACGUGGCAUUGUUUACAAGCUUUACAAGAUUUUCACAGUUUGACACAGAAUGAGCGACAUUUCAAUAAGUGUAGGCUCUCUUAUAAAAUAACCUACCUUAUGAUAUUAAUUCACAUUCAUUUCAUACUAUAACAGAGAAAGAUAUAAUGGGUUCACUUGCCGCUUGAACUGAGGCGCUAAAGCGAUUGCGCCUGUUGCAUUAAAGAGCGCCAAAACAGUAUUUAUUUUAUGAAUUUUGUUAUGAAUUUGGCAGAAUGUUAAAGCUGAUACUUUGUUUAUUAAAAAGUAACAAAGGACAAAGCUUAUUGUGAUUACUGGACGGCAAGUGCGCUGCAAACAGGCUAAUAUAAAGUUCACGCAUUUACAGAACUCAGCAUACAGACUAAAGAUCUUGAUAACAAGAAGCCAUAUUAGCAGGGGUGCACAUAAGUUUUUCAGCCUGGCUCUCAUAUGAGAACCUGGAGAUUUGGUUUGGUCCUCACACGGGCUAUGGCAUGUAGUGUGACCCAUAAAAUAUAACUCUAAAAAAAAUUAUUAAUAAUAGUGAUAAUAUUAUUGCACUUUAUUUCGUUUUUUUAAUUUUUUUUUUAUAAAAUAACUAACUAAAAAUAAUGAACAAAAUAAUCAAGUGUGAUAAUACUAUUUUAUUUUAAAAUAAAAAGGGAGUAU
Onychostoma macrolepis is the source of this 4746-nucleotide messenger RNA. RefSeq names its product BPTI/Kunitz domain-containing protein. The transcript has 6 exons. The record is from RefSeq and is a predicted model, not a curated record. The coding region runs from base 13 to 732 and encodes 239 amino acids. NCBI's taxonomy places the organism in Eukaryota, Metazoa, Chordata, Actinopteri, Cypriniformes, Cyprinidae. Gene Ontology annotation, molecular function: serine-type endopeptidase inhibitor activity.